Messenger RNA from Colletotrichum chrysophilum, 1044 nucleotides. RefSeq lists its product as uncharacterized. The transcript has a single exon. NCBI's taxonomy places the organism in Eukaryota, Fungi, Ascomycota, Sordariomycetes, Glomerellales, Glomerellaceae. The coding region runs from base 1 to 1044 and encodes 347 amino acids. The record is from RefSeq and is a predicted model, not a curated record.
AUGCCUCCUCCGAUUGCCUCACAGCCUUCGCAGGCCAAAGGCCCCCCUCUGUCAAGCCAACCCGCCCCCAAGCACCCCGUACAACUCUCCCCGGAGCACCACACCAUCAUGCUCCGUCACAAGCUCUCACCACCAACAAUCCACGCCCUCACCCGCCUACCCCGCGCGCCUUCCCCCGAAGAAAUCCUCCGCUGCGCCUCCUCCGCCACCGAAUUCCGCUCCUUCACCUUCCACCCCCAAGAGAAGGGCGCCUUCUCCCGCAUCAACAACGACCCCUCCACCCGCUGGCCCGUCCGCGAGACCCUCGCCCAGCCCUGGCAGAAGGUCUACCUCGUCGCCCAGUGCGAGGCCGCCGGCCGCGACUACGGCGACCGUCUGCCCCUCGCCGCUCGCCAGGACCUCCUCGCCACGAAACCCCGCAUCGUCAAGACGCUCGGCCACGUCCUCCGCGCAUGUGCCGAUAUCAUGGGGGCCGCCACGCGGAAGGACGCCGCCGGGCUACGCCGGACCCUCGAGCUUUGGCGUGCCGUCGCCGCGGGCAGCUGGGAGGGCAUGCCCACAGAGCUGCUCCAGAUCCCCGACAUCGGCCCGAAAAGGGUUGAGGUUCUUGUCGAGCACGGCAUCAGAACCGUCCGCCAGCUUGCGAAGCUUGAGUUCUUCCACAUUGAGCGGCUGCUCUCUCGGAACCCUCCUUUUGGGCAGAAGAUUGUCCGCACUCUGGGGCACUUUCCCCGAUUGGUGCUCCAUCUCGAUAUCCCAAAGAGAGACCACGAGCGUGGCCUUAUCGUGAGGGCUGUGUUGGGCUGUUCGAAUGCUGAGGUGCCAACAUGGAAGGGUACAGUGCCUUUGGUGAACCUGGCCGCAGAGACGACCGACGGCAAGCUCGUGUUCUUUUGGAGAGGGCGAGCUGGAGGAUUGAUGUCCGCCAAAGAGCUGGUUUUUCCGGUGCAGGAGGCUCUGUCGGGCCAGACCAUCUUCGUGUGGGCGAGUUGUGAGGAGAUUGCCGGGACGGUGGUGACGGCCGAAAAGGCUAUUGAGAUUUGA